AUGACCAUGCUUGUUCUGUUGAGCAAUAUGGCUGAACUUGUCCAUCGUCCAUGGUUAAAACAACAUUCAAAUGCUAACGAGUUGCCAAGUGAUUUAAUUGUUGCACAAAAUGCACUAUGCAUGGAUGCAGAGUUAGAAUGGCAACCUAGAAAAGGCAAUACAUUUAGUACUUUAGAAGAGGCAUGGAAAUUUUGGACUGAAUAUAGGGGUGUUCGUAGAGUAGACAAAAGGGAUCAUUUAACUAUCAAUCCUCAACUUGAAACUAGAACAAAUUGUCCGGUGAAAUUAGGACUGAAAUACAUGAAAGAUAUUGAGAAGUAUCAAAUUUAUGAUUUUUGCGAUGAGCAUAACCAUCCUUUGCAUCUUCUGCAGACAAGUCACAUGCUAUUAUCUCAAAGAAAAUUGUCUCAAGUUCAAUCUCAUGAGAUUGAUUUGGCUAAUGAUUCAGGCCUUAAGCAAAAGACUUCAUUUGAAUUAAUGAGUAGACAAGUUGGUGAAAGAGAAAACCUUGGUUACACAUGCUUGGAUCAAAAGAAUUAUCUUUGUAGCAAAAGGUUGAGAAAUAUGGCAUAUGGGGAGGCAUGA
Gastrolobium bilobum is the source of this 585-nucleotide messenger RNA. RefSeq lists its product as uncharacterized. The coding region runs from base 1 to 585 and encodes 194 amino acids. The transcript is spliced from 4 exons. Lineage: Eukaryota; Viridiplantae; Streptophyta; Magnoliopsida; Fabales; Fabaceae. The record is from RefSeq and is a predicted model, not a curated record.